GAUUUAACACUCUUCUCUUUAAUCAAAACAAAAAAAAAAACGAUCUAUAAAAUGCGUGCUGCUAUUUUCUUUACUUUGGUACUAGUUGCAGUUUCAGUGAACUCUGGCACUUGUGAAAAUGAUCAGGAGCAAGAUAACAUUGUUAUCCCAAGGGAUCUUUUCAGAAAUUUAUUAUUAGCUAAAAUCAAUAAUUCUGGAAGCUGUAGAAAACUUGGUGAACCAUGUUAUGUUUCAGAUGAGUGCUGUUCAAAACGUUGUUUAUUCUAUGCUCACAAAUGUGUAACAUAGAUGGGAACAAUAUGAAAUCACUGUUACUUAAU
Molecule: messenger RNA, 320 nt
Organism: Condylostylus longicornis
Lineage: Eukaryota; Metazoa; Arthropoda; Insecta; Diptera; Dolichopodidae
Product: U-Asilidin(1)-Dg12
Exons: 2
Coding region: 52-288 (78 amino acids)
Source: RefSeq, a predicted model, not a curated record